Pelobates cultripes (western spadefoot toad) is the source of this 16547-nucleotide messenger RNA. NCBI's taxonomy places the organism in Eukaryota, Metazoa, Chordata, Amphibia, Anura, Pelobatidae. The record is from the annotation of a GenBank genome assembly.
AUGAAGGUAAGGCAUGGGAACACUCUGUAUCCCUGAGACGCUCAGUGCUCAGGCUCACCUUACACUAAGGGCUUUAUUAACUAAACCGGGAACUAGGGGGAAUUCACAUGGAAAUGGAAGACAAAGGCUAAAAAAAAAAGACAAAUUGGAAACAUUCUUCAUCACAGCUGUUUAUGCAGCUCACUUAUUUUUGGCCUACAAUGUGAGAUUCGUUUAUCGAGUCUGCAGUUUCAGGAUAAACGAUGGGGUCUAUCGUCUCUGCAAAGUGAGGUCCCAUUCUGGGGGUCAGUUGAGACUGGAAACGUUUUAGAGGAGCGUAGUUGUGGUCCUCACAUAGACCAAGCCCAGAGUUUCUGCUUUAUUGGGGUCAAUGUAAGUUAUAUAAAGUAUAAUUCAUACUGUGUCAGAAGGUUACAUGGUUCAUUAAUUCCAUUAACCCAUCGAUUGCCAAGUAUUCGAAAUACGUUGAAUACACUGCUUAGUCUUCUAACAGUAACAAUUAGUAUUUUAUUUUUAUAUAUUUAUCUCAAUUCAGCUCUAUAUGGGGGUUAUAUAUGGUCUCUAUAUAAGUAAACUACAUAUAUGUUCUCUAUAUAAGGUACAUAUAUGGUCUGUAUAUAUAUAUAUAUAUAUAUAUAUAUAUAUAUAUAUAUAUGGGUGCUACAUAUAUAUGGUCUCUAUAUAAGGAGCUACAGAGAUAGGGUCUCUAUAUAAGGGAGCUAUACAUAUAUGUUCUAUGUAUAAGGGGUAAUACAUAUAUGGUCCUUAUAUAAGGGGACUAUACAUAUAUGUUCUAUGUAUAAGGGGGUAAUACAUAUAUGGUCCUUAUAUAAGGAGGCUAUACAUAUAUGGUCUCUAUAUAAGAAGGCUAUGCAUACAUGGUCACGCUAUAUAUAUAUAUAUAUAAUAUGUUUAUAUUUCAUGCAUUGCAGGCUCCGGGAGUCUUCCUGCUAUUCAAUGUCCUGCUGCUCAUAAAUGUAUGUAGCGCAGCUAAAAGAGACACAGAGAAUGGUAAGUGUGACCCUAAUUCUGUCUGUGGGACCCCACGCAUUGAACAGACCGCCCUCUAGAAAAGAACACACACACACCAACACACUACACUGUUACCCAUUACACUAACACACGUACACACUGUCACCCAUUACACUAUCACAGCUACACACUGUCACCCGUUACACUGUCACAGCUACACACACUGUCACCCAUUACACUGUCACAGCUACACACACUGACUCCCAUUACACUAUCACAGCUACACACACUGACACCCAUUACACUGUCACAGCUACACACACUGUCACCCAUUACACUAUCACAGCUACACACACUGACACCCAUUACACUAUCACAGCUACACACACUGACACCCAUUACACUAUCACAGCUACACACACUACCACACAUUACACUAACACAGCUAUACACUGUCACUCAUUACACUGUCACAGCUACACACAUUCACAGACCCCUAUAACUUUUAAACAAUGGAUACAAAGUAUAUUAAAGAAAUGCCUGUUUUUCCAUCACAUUCAGAGUAAUCUGAUAUUAACAUGACUCAAUGAUUUGAACAUCUGUUCUGGAAUCAGCACUGUAUCCAGCCAAAUGACUGCACAAUCAGAACGUUGAAUGGCAAAUACAAAUUUAAAUAAAAACACAAAACACCAUUGAUCCAGUGAAAAGAGGUGAAAUCUGAUGGAUGCUACAAAUAUUAAACAUUAACCUGAAAUGGCUCCUGCUGACUGCAGCCUUACUCUAUUGUGUCUUUUUUUAUUGUAUUUAUUGUAUUUAAAUGUUUCUAUCAUAUCUACCACACCAUCACUAACCAAACUACCACACCAAUGACUACCAAACUACCACACCAUCACUACCUCUAGCUCCCCAAUGACCUAUAACACAUCGCUAUCUCCAGCACCCCACUGACCUAUAACACAUCGCUAUCUCCAGCACCCCACUGACCUAUAACACAUCACUACCUCUAGCUCCCCACUGACCUAUAACACAUCACUACCUCUAGCUCCCCACUGACCUAUAACACAUCGCUACCUCUAGCACCCCACUGACCUAUAACACAUCGCUAUCUCCAGCACCCCACUGACCUAUAACACAUCACUACCUCUAGCUCCCCACUGACCUAUAACACAUCACUACCUCUAGCUCCCCACUGACCUAUAACACAUCGCUACCUCUAGCACCCCACUGACCUAUAACACAUCGCUAUCUCCAGCACCCCACUGACCUAUAACACAUCACUACCUCUAGCUCCCCACUGACCUAUAACACAUCACUACCUCUAGCUCCCCACUGACCUAUAACACAUCGCUACCUCUAGCACCCCACUGACCUAUAACACAUCGCUAUCUCCAGCACCCCACUGACCUAUAACACAUCACUACCUCUAGCUCCCCACUGACCUAUAACACAUCACUACCUCUAGCUCCCCACUGACCUAUAACACAUCACUACCUCUAGCUCCCCACUGACCUAUAACACAUCACUACCUCUAGCUCCCCACUGACCUAUAACACAUCACUACCUCUAGCACCCCACUGACCUAUAACACAUCACUACCUCUAGCACCCCACUGACCUAUAACACAUCACUACCUCUAGCACCCCACUGACCUAUAACACAUCACUACCUCUAGCUCCCCACUGACCUAUAACACAUCGCUACCUCUAGCACCCCACUGACCUAUAACACAUCGCUAUCUCCAGCACCCCACUGACCUAUAACACAUCACUACCUCUAGCUCCCCACUGACCUAUAACACAUCACUACCUCUAGCUCCCCACUGACCUAUAACACAUCGCUACCUCUAGCACCCCACUGACCUAUAACACAUCGCUAUCUCCAGCACCCCACUGACCUAUAACACAUCACUACCUCUAGCUCCCCACUGACCUAUAACACAUCACUACCUCUAGCACCCCACUGACCUAUAACACAUCGCUAUCUCCAGCACCCCACUGACCAAUAACACAUCGCUAUCUCCAGCACCCCACUGACCUAUAACACAUCACUACCUCUAGCACCCCACUGACCUAUAACACAUCACUAUCUCCAGCACACCACUGACCUAUAACACAUCGCUAUCUCCAGCACACCACUGACCUAUAACAAAUCACUACCUAGCACCCCACUGACCUAUAACACAUCACUACCUAGUACCCCACUGACCUAUAACAAAUCACUACCUAGCACCCACUGACCUAUAACAAAACACUACCUCUAGCACCCCAUUGACCUAUAACACAUCACUACCUCUAGCACCCUACUUACCUAUAACACAUCACUACCUCUAGCACCCCACUGACCUAUAACAAAACACUACCUCUAGCACCCCACUGACCUAUAACACAUCACUACCUCUAGCACCCCACUGACCUAUAACAAAACAUUACCUCUAGCAACCCACUGACCUAUAACACAUCACUACCACCCCACUGACCUAUAACAAAUCACUACCUAGCACCCACCGACCUAUAACAAAACACUACCUCUAGCACCCCAUUGACCUAUAACACAUCACUACCUCUAGCACCCUACUGACCUAUAACACAUCACUACCUCUAGCACCCCACUGACCUAUAACAAAACACUACCUCUAGCACCCCACUGACCUAUAACACAUCACUACCUCUAGCACCCCACUGACCUAAAACAAAACACUACCUCUAGCAACCCACUGACCUAUAACACAUCACUACCACCCCACUGACCUAUAACACAUCACUACCUCUAGCAACCCACUGACCUAUAAUACAUCACUACCUCUAGCACCCCACUGACCUAUAAUACAUAACUACCACCCCACUGACCUAUAAUACAUAACUACCACCCCACUGACCUAUAACACAUCACUACCUCUAGCUCCCCACUGACCUAUAACAAAUCACUACCUCUAGCUCCCCACUGACCUAUAACACAUCACUACCUCCAGCAACCCACUGACCUAUAACACAUAACUACCUCUAGCACCCCACUGACCUAUAACACAUCACUACCUAGCACCCCACUGACCUAUAACAAAACACUACCUCUAGCACCCCACUGACCUAUAACAAAUCACUACCUCUAGCAACCCACUGACCUAUAACACAUGACUACCUCUAGCACCCCACUGACCUAUAACACAUCACUACCUCUAGCACCCCAUUGACCUAUAACACAUCACUACCUCUAGCACCCCAUUGACCUAUAACACAUCACUACCUCUAGCACCCCAUUGACCUAUAACACAUCACUACCUUUAUAGCAUUGCACUAACCUUGAUCACCCCAUUAGCCUAUAUCAUACCACUAACCUCUAUCACCCCACUAACCUAUAGCAUACUACUAACCUUUAUCACCUUACUGAGCUAUACCAUCCUGCUAACUUAUAACUUAUCACACACCUCACUCAUCCUGGCCUGGAGAUCAAUAUUGGCCUUUACAUUUCACUGAUCAAUAAUCUAUGAGUCACCAUGUUGGCAAUAUUGAGUAAUGCCACAAACAGAAUGUUUUAGUAGCAGGGAUGGCAUUCAAUGUACUAAGGCUCCCCGACACCCUAAACCUGUGGCUCUUUUUACCCAGAUACAGACGGCGAAAUGUACCCCGCUGAUUGUGAUGAAUGGUACGCCAUGGGAUCAGAGGCCAGUGGGGUGCACGUCAUAUAUCCUGCAGGACCACAGAGUGCUGUCCCCGUGUAUUGUGACAUGACUACUGAUGAAGGGAAAUGGACAGUGAGUACACUGAAUGCAUGUACAGCACAAAACACACUGAGUGAACCUUCUUUAUGUACAGUACAAAGUACACAGGGUGCCCACAUGUCCCAGAUCGCCCGCAUUUUGAGAGUCUGUCCCGGGCACCCUCAUUCCAGGAUAAUGUAGUGUCCGGACCUGGAACGAGCUGUGCUGCACCGCAAAUAUAAAUUUGAUGAAAAGCACUCGUGAAAGUAAGUGUCCCUGAAUGUCGGUUAGGAAAGGCGGUCACCCUAAGAGUACAUGGAGUGAGCCUUUAGAAUACACAGUACAGAGUACAUGGAGUGAGCCUUUAGUGUACACAGCACAGAGUACAUGGAGUGAGCCUACAGUGUAUACAGCACAGAGUACAUGGAGUGAGCCUUUAGAAUACACAGUACAGAGUACAUGGAGUGAGCCUUCAGUGUAUACAGCACAGAGUACAUGGAGUGAGCCUUUAGAAUACACAGUACAGAGUACACUGAGAGAUGCCUUCACCAUGUUCUCCACAGACAUUGAGUUAGUCUUCAGCGUGUACAGCACAGAGCACACUAAAAUCAUGAUUUAAUAAGCUUUCCAAAUGAUUCAAUACUGUUAUAAAACGUUCUAAAUGAUUUAUACAGAACGUUCUACAGAAGUCACCUAUAAAUUCUAUGGGAAUUUCUGUAGAUAAAUCAUUUGGAGAGUUUUUAUAAUAGUAUUGAAAGCUUAUUAAAUCAAGGCCUUUGGUAAGUACAGACUUAGUGAGCCAUCAGUGUGUACAGCACAGAGGACACUAAGUGAGCUUUUACUGUAUACAGCAUAGAGUACACAGAGUGAGCCUCGAGCUUUAUGUAUAGCGUAGAGUACACUAAUAGUAUCUUCAGUGUGUACAGUACAGAGUACACUAAUCAGGCUUUUGAAAUGUAGAGCACAGAGUACACUCAUUGUACCUUCAGCAUGAACCGAACAGGUUAAACGGAUGGCACCUUCAGUGUUUAGCACAGAGAACACUUACUGUACCAUCAGCAUGUACAGCACAGAGUACACCUAUUACAUCUUCCUGCUUUAUUCUACCUCUAGGUGAUCCAGAAGAGGUUUAACGGCUCCCUGGCGUUUUUCCGCGGCUGGACGGAUUAUAAACUGGGCUUUGGCCGGGCUGAUGGGGAGUACUGGCUUGGUAAGUGAUCUGUCACUGUUUCGAGUUCUGAGCAGUUACAGCCUGUCAGUCAGUAACCAGGUGUAAGCUGUCAGUCAGUAACCAGGUGCACGCUGUCAGUCAGUAACCAGGUGCAUGCUGUCAGUCAGUAACCAGGUGCAUGCUGUCAGUCAGUAACCAGGUGCACGCUGUCAGUCAGUAACCAGGUGCACGCUGUCAGUCAGUAACCAGGUGCACGCUGUCAGUCAGUAACCAGGUGCACGCUGUCAGUCAGUAACCAGGUGUACGCUGUCAGUCAGUAACCAGGUGUAUGUUGUCAGUCCGUAACCAGGUGCACGCUUUCAGUCCGUAACCAGGUGCACGCUUUCAGUCAGUAACCAGGUGCACGCUGUCAGUCAGUAACCAGGUGUACGCUGUCAGUCAGUAACCAGGUGCACGCUGUCAGUCAGUAACCAGGUGCACGCUGUCAGUCAGUAACCAGGUGCAUGCUGUCAGUCAGUAACCAGGUGCAUGUUGUCAGUCAGUAACCAGGUGCACGCUGUCAGUCAGUAACCAGGUGUAUGUUGUCAGUCAGUAACCAGGUGCAUGUUGUCAGUCAGUAACCAGGUGCAUGCUGUCAGUCAGUAACCAGGUGCACGCUGUCAGUCAGUAACCAGGUGCAUGCUGUCAGUCAGUAACCAGGUGUAUGUUGUCAGUCAGUAACCAGGUGCACGCUGUCAGUCAGUAACCAGUUGCAUGCUGUCAGUCAGUAACCAGGUGUAUGCCAGCCAGUGCAAACUGUGCACGCGUCGUAGUAACCAGGUGCACGCUGUCAGUCAGUAACCAGGUGCACGCCUGUCAGUCAGUAACCAGGCGUAUGUUGUCAGUCCGUAACCAGGUGCACGCUUUCAGUCAGUAACCAGGCGCCGCCGCCAGUCAGUAACCAGGUGCACGCCGUCAGUCAGUAACCAGGUGUACGCUUUGUCAGUCAGUAACCAGGCGGGCGUUGUCAGUCCAGAACCAGGUGCACGCUUUCAGUCCGGUGAAAUUCAGGUGCACGCCGCGUCAGUAACCAGGUACGCCGGUCAAACCAGGUGCACGCUGUCAGUCAGUAACCAGGUGUAUGUUGUCAGUCAGUAACCAGGUGCAUGUUGUCAGUCAGUAACCAGGUGCAUGCUGUCAGUCAGUAACCAGGUGCACGCUGUCAGUCAGUAACCAGGUGCAUGCUGUCAGUCAGUAACCAGGUGUAUGUUGUCAGUCAGUAACCAGGUGCACGCUGUCAGUCAGUAACCAGUUGCAUGCUGUCAGUCAGUAACCAGGUGUACGCUGUCAGUCAGUAACCAGGUGCAUGCUGUCAGUCAGUAACCAGGUGCAUGCUGUCAGUCAGUAACCAGGUGCACGCUGUCAGUCAGUAACCAGGUGCACGCUGUCAGUCAGUAACCAGGUGUACGUUGUCAGUCAGUAACCAGGUGCACGCUGUCAGUCAGUAACCAGGUGCAUGCUGUCAGUCAGUAACCAGGUGCACGCUGUCAGUCAGUAACCAGGUGCAUGCUAUCAGUCAGUCAGUCAGUCAGUAACCAGGUGCACGCUGUCAGUCAGUAACCAGGUGUAUGUUGUCAGUCAGUAACCAGGUGCAUGCUGUCAGUCAGUAACCAGGUGUACGCUGUCAGUCAGUAACCAGGUGUACGUUGUCAGUCAGUAACCAGGUGCACGCUGUCAGUCAGUAACCAGGUGCACGCUGUCAGUCAGUAACCAGGUGCAUGCUGUCAGUCAGUAACCAGGUGCACGCUGUCAGUCAGUAACCAGGUGCACGCUGUCAGUCAGUAACCAGGUGCAUGCUGUCAGUCAGUAACCAGGUGCAUGCUGUCAGUCAGUAACCAGGUGCACGCUGUCAGUCAGUAACCAGGUGCAGUCAGUAACCAGGUGCAUGUUGUCAGUCAGUAACCAGGUGCAUGCUGUCAGUCAGUAACCAGGUGCAGUCAGUAACCAGGAGCACGCUGUCAGUCAGUAACCAGGUGCAUGCUGUCAGUCAGUAACCAGGUGUAUGUUGUCAGUCAGUAACCAGGUGCACGCUGUCAGUCAGUAACCAGUUGCAUGCUGUCAGUCAGUAACCAGGUGUACGCUGUCAGUCAGUAACCAGGUGCAUGCUGUCAAUCAGUAACCAGGUGCAUGCUGUCAGUCAGUAACCAGGUGCACGCUGUCAGUCAGUAACCAGGUGCACGCUGUCAGUCAGUAACCAGGUGCACGUCAGUGUCCAGGUGCACGCUGUCAGUCAGUAACCAGGUGCACGCUGUCAGUCAGUAACCAGGUGUGCUGUCAGUCAGUAACCAGGUGCACGCUGUCAGUCAGUAACCAGGUGUAUGCUGUCAGUCAGUAACCAGGUGCAUGCUGUCAGUCAGUAACCAGGUGCAUGCUGUCAGUCAGUAACCAGGUGCACGCUGUCAGUCAGUAACCAGGUGUACAUGUCUGUCCAGUCAGUAACCAGGUGUAUGUUGUCAGUCAGUAACCAGGUGCACGCUGUCAGUCAGUAACCAGUUGCAUGCUGUCAGUCAGUAACCAGGUGUCAGUCAGUAACCAGGUGCAUGCUGUCAGUCAGUAACCAGGUGCAUGUGUCAGUCAGUAACCAGGUGCACGCUGUCAGUCAGUAACCAGGUGCAUGCUGUCAGUCAGUAACCAGGUGCAUGCUGCUGUCAGUCAGUAACCAGGUGCACGCUGUCAGUCAGUAACCAGGUGCAUGCUGUCAGUCAGUAACCAGGUGCAUGCUGUCAGUCAGUAACCAGGUGCAUGCUGUCAGUCAGUAACCAGGUGCAUGUCAGUCAGUAACCAGGUGCACGCUGUCAGUCAGUAACCAGGUGCAUGCUGUCAGUCAGUAACCAGGUGCAUGCUGUCAGUCAGUAACCAGGUGCACGCUGUCAGUCAGUAACCAGGUGCACGCUGUCAGUCAGUAACCAGGUGCACGCUGUCAGUCAGUAACCAGGUGCACGCUGUCAGUCAGUAACCAGGUGUACGCUGUCAGUCAGUAACCAGGUGUAUGUUGUCAGUCAGUGCAAAACCAGGUGCAAGUCCCAGGUGCACGCUGUCAGUCAGUAACCAGGUGUACGCUGUCAGUCAGUAACCAGGUGCACGCUGUCAGUCAGUAACCAGGUGCACGCUGUCAGUCAGUAACCAGGUGCAUGCUGUCAGUCAGUAACCAGGUGCAUGUUGUCAGUCAGUAACCAGGUGCACGCUGUCAGUCAGUAACCAGGUGUAUGUUGUCAGUCAGUAACCAGGUGCAUGUUGUCAGUCAGUAACCAGGUGCAUGCUGUCAGUCAGUAACCAGGUGCACGCUGUCAGUCAGUAACCAGGUGCAUGCUGUCAGUCAGUAACCAGGUGUAUGUUGUCAGUCAGUAACCAGGUGCACGCUGUCAGUCAGUAACCAGUUGCAUGCUGUCAGUCAGUAACCAGGUGUACGCUGUCAGUCAGUAACCAGGUGCAUGCUGUCAGUCAGUAACCAGGUGCAUGCUGUCAGUCAGUAACCAGGUGCACGCUGUCAGUCAGUAACCAGGUGCACGCUGUCAGUCAGUAACCAGGUGUACGUUGUCAGUCAGUAACCAGGUGCACGCUGUCAGUCAGUAACCAGGUGCAUGCUGUCAGUCAGUAACCAGGUGCACGCUGUCAGUCAGUAACCAGGUGCAUGCUAUCAGUCAGUCAGUAACCAGGUGUACGCUGUCAGUCAGUAACCAGGUGCACGCUGUCAGUCAGUAACCAGGUGUAUGUUGUCAGUCAGUAACCAGGUGCAUGCUGUCAGUCAGUAACCAGGUGUACGCUGUCAGUCAGUAACCAGGUGUACGUUGUCAGUCAGUAACCAGGUGCACGCUGUCAGUCAGUAACCAGGUGCACGCUGUCAGUCAGUAACCAGGUGCAUGCUGUCAGUCAGUAACCAGGUGCAUGUUGUCAGUCAGUAACCAGGUGCACGCUGUCAGUCAGUAACCAGGUGCAUGCUGUCAGUCAGUAACCAGGUGCAUGCUGUCAGUCAGUAACCAGGUGCACGCUGUCAGUCAGUAACCAGGUGCAUGCUGUCAGUCAGUAACCAGGUGCAUGCUGUCAGUCAGUAACCAGGUGCAUGCUGUCAGUCAGUAACCAGGUGCACGCUGUCAGUCCGUAACCAGGUGCACGCUGUCAGUCAGUAACCAGGUGUAUGUUGUCAGUCAGUAACCAGGUGCAUGUUGUCAGUCAGUAACCAGGUGUAUGCUGUCAGUCAGUAACCAGGUGCACGCUGUCAGUCAGUAACUAGGUGCACGCUGUCAGUCAGUAACCAGGUGUAUGUUGUCAGUCCGUAACCAGAUGCAUGCUGUCAGUCAGUAACCAGGUGCACGCUGUCAGUCAGUAACCAGGUGCAUGCUGUCAGUCAGUAACCAGGUGCACGCUGUCAGUCAGUAACCAGGUGUACGCUGUCAGUCAGUAACCAGGUGUACACCGUAACCAGGUGCACGCUUUCAGUCCGUAACCAGGUGCACGCUUUCAGUCAGUAACCAGGUGCACGCUGUCAGUCAGUAACCAGGUGUACGCUGUCAGUCAGUAACCAGGUGCACGCUGUCAGUCAGUAACCAGGUGCACGCUGUCAGUCAGUAACCAGGUGCACGCUGUCAGUCAGUAACCAGGUGCACGCUGUCAGUCAGUAACCAGGUGCACGCUGUCAGUCAGUAACCAGGUGCACGCUGUCAGUCAGUAACCAGGUGCAUGCUGUCAGUCAGUAACCAGGUGCAUGCUGUCAGUCAGUAACCAGGUGCAUGCUUUCACUCAGUAACCAGGUGCAUGCUGUCAGUCAGUAACCAGGUGCACGCUGUCAGUCAGUAACCAGGUGCACGCUGUCAGUCAGUAACCAGGUGUAUGCUGUCAGUCAGUAACCAGGUGCAUGCUGUCAGUCCGUAACCAGGUGCACGCUUUCAGUCAGUAACCAGGUGCACGCUUGUCAGUCAGUAACCAGGUGCACGCUGUCAGUCAGUAACCAGGUGUAUGCUGUCAGUCAGUAACUAGGUGCACGCUGUCAGUCAGUAACUAGGUGCACGCUGUCAGUCAGUAACCAGGUGCACGCUCUCAGUCAGUAACCAGGUGUAUGUUGUCAGUCCGUAACCAGAUGCAUGCUGUCAGUCAGUAACCAGGUGUAUGCUGUCAGUCAGUAACCAGGUGCACGCUGUCAGUCAGUAACUAGGUGCACGCUGUCAGUCAGUAACCAGGUGUAUGUUGUCAGUCCGUAACCAGAUGCAUGCUGUCAGUCAGUAACCAGGUGCACGCUGUCAGUCAGUAACCAGGUGCAUGCUGUCAGUCAGUAACCAGGUGCAUGCUGUCAGUCAGUAACCAGGUGCACGCUGUCAGUCAGUAACCAGGUGCACGCUGUCAGUCAGUAACCAGGUGCACGCUGUCAGUCAGUAACCAGGUGCACGCUGUCAGUCAGUAACCAGGUGCACGCUGUCAGUCAGUAACCAGGUGUACGCUGUCAGUCAGUAACCAGGUGCACGCUGUCAGUCAGUAACCAGGUGCAUGCUGUCAGUCAGUAACCAGGUGCAUGCUGUCAGUCAGUAACCAGGUGCAUGCUGUCAGUCAGUAACCAGGUGUACGCUGUCAGUCAGUAACCAGGUGCACGCUGUCAGUCAGUAACCAGGUGCACGCUGUCAGUCAGUAACCAGGUGUACGCUGUCAGUCAGUAACCAGGUGUACAGUGUUGUCAGUCAACCAGGUGCACGCUUUCAGUCAGUAACCAGGUGCACGCUGUCAGUCAGUAACCAGGUGUACGCUGUCAGUCAGUAACCAGGUGCACGCUGUCAGUCAGUAACCAGGUGCACGCUGUCAGUCAGUAACCAGGUGCACGCUGUCAGUCAGUAACCAGGUGCACGCUGUCAGUCAGUAACCAGGUGCACGCUGUCAGUCAGUAACCAGGUGCACGCUGUCAGUCAGUAACCAGGUACGCGCUGUCAGUCAACAACAAGGUGCUGCGCUGUCAGUCCCAGUAACCAAGCGCUGUCAGUCAGUAACCAAUUGCAGCUUUCCGGUCAGUAACCAGGUACCGCUGUCGGUCAAAUUGCCGCUGUCAGUCAGUAACCAGGUGCACGCUGUCAGUCAGUAACCAGGUGCAUGCUGUCAGUCAGUAACCAGGUGCACGCUGUCAGUCAGUAACCAGGUGCACGCUGUCAGUCAGUAACCAGGUGCACGCUGUCAGUCAGUAACCAGGUGUACGCUGUCAGUAAGUAACCAGGUGCAUGCUGUCAGUCAGUAACCAGGUGCAUGCUUUCAGUCAGUAACCAGGUGCACGCUGUCAGUCAGUAACCAGGUGCAUGCUGUCAGUCAGUAACCAGGUGUACGCUGUCAGCCAUGAUUUCAUCUCAGACACUUUUUUUCCGUUUAAUAAUAUAUUAUCCCAAUGUGUACAAUGAACUUGAAAUAUGAUUGUUACAUAAUGUCCUCUCUCUUUUUAUCACUUUGGCUAAUUGCAUUAUAUUAUUAUGAAUUAUUUGUAUUGUUGUAUUAUUAUUAUUAAUAUCCCCUGUGUUCUCUGUAGGGUUACACAAUGUGUAUCUGUUAACGUUGAAAAGGAAGUAUGAGCUGAGGGUCGACCUCGGAGAUUUCGAGAAUAACACGGCCUAUGCCAAAUACAGCGACUUUGCUCUCUCUCCUAAAGCCAUUAACCCUGAGGAAGACGGAUAUGCUUUGUAUGUAGAGGGAUUUCAUGAUGGAGGAGCAGGUAUAUUGCACCACAGAACAUUGACUGUUUUUUAUUGUGAAAAAAAUACAAAUUGUUAUACAAGGGGCCUCCUGAGCCUGUCUUACAGACAGUCUGCAUCACUGUCUAUGAGAAAGGCUAAUUGAUUCUGCACUGCAAGCAUAUUUCUACCAGGAGGUGGCAGUAUUGCUCCUGUAGAAACCUGCAGUAACACAGAACCUCCAGUGUGUGGCACUCUAUCCUAAACAUGUUAAUAUUAUUAUUUAUUUGUUAUUUCUAUAGCACUAUCAGAUUCUGUAGCGCUGUUCAAUGGGUGGACUAACAGACAUGUAUUUUAUGCAGGGUAUUAAAUAGAGAUAUUUAUUAAUGUUAUUAUUACUAAUAGAUUAAGCAUAUUCCAUAGUUCUUUACGAUAUUUACAAAGGGGUUAUGACAGCAAAAAAAAAAAAAAAAGAACGUGAGGUUAACAAAGCCCUGCUCAAACCAGAAUAUAAAUGUACAUUCUAUAAAUAUUACUUUAUAUGAAAGAUUUUCCUAAUAUUGGACCAUAACUACCCCCGAUGAAUGACCCGUUACUUUGUGUUGAUGAGAUUUCAGGAAAUAAACCCUUAUAAUAAAGUUUGGAUUGCCAUAAGACGUUAUCAUUACCGUUAUGGACAAGCCUGUUAUUUAACCUGGCGGUUCCGUCUGUUGGUUGCACCCGAGAGGCUUCACGUUACUGAGAUACACAGAUUAAAGUUCAAAAAUAGGAUACAAAUUUUAGUUGUAUUCCGAAUGGUUCAAAUAUAAGGAGCUAACUUGAAUGAAAACACAAAUCAAAUAUGAAAUAUGCAACUUGGCAACAUUUGUUUCAAGAACACAUUCCUAAAACGUUAUAAAUAAUGGGGGUCCUAUUAUUUAACACUGUAGUGAUGUAAUGUCAAUAUGCCACAAUAUUAACUAUCCUGCAAUGGAUCUAAACUUGUCUGUCCGUAUAUCUGUCUAUCUAUUAGACUUCUGGAUUCAAACUAAUUGCAAUUUGUCAGAAUUUGGGGCGAACAGUGAGUCAUCCUUAUCGCUAAACCCCCCAAAUCUCCUCACGGACCAGACACAAAACAAACAAAAUUAGAACUGAGCAAGCCAUGCCAUGGAUUUGGAUUUCUGUGCGUGGCGCCAAAAAAAGAUGGCAGGCGACUGCCGUUAUGGCCUCGAUUGGAUAUUGUUGGAUAAAAUUUUCAAAUUAUUUGAUAUACUGUUGGAUAAACUUUUAGAACGUUUUUUUCAACAUAUUAAAAUAUAAUAUAUAUAUAUAUCAAAAGAUAUCAAAACUUUAAAAUAUUAAAAUAUGUUUCAUAAUAUCAAAUUAUUGUUAAAGUUUAUUAAAAAAUAUUAAAUCAUUUGUAAAUCUUAUCCAACUAUAUUAAACUGAGGGCUCUGUCUGACCCAAGGUGCAUGUUAUGAGUGAUCCUGUCUUUUACUAAAGGUAGGGAUAAUAUUUUUACGUAUUCUUUAUUUAAAAAAAUAUCAUUUCUGAUGCUGAUUAAAGCACAUUAAAUCCAGGCCUUAAUCUGUGAACCAAAUGAUGUGAAAAUGUGCUGCACAAUGUAUAUGUAAUAUUUACAUUAUGCUUGCUUGCACCCCACAGUGAUCCCACCAUGAGGCCCAAUCUGAUGGGAUGUCCGGAAUGGGGGUGAGGGUGGAGUGCCACUAUUGGUCAUCCAUUGCCAGCUUGCUAGGCGUGCAGAGUUUUAACACUAAUGGGCUGGAACCCUCCUUCCUAAUGAUGAAAUCAUAUUUACAGCAGAAAAAUGCAUUGUCUGCAUAUAAACAAAUUCAAAAAGUGCUCCGUGUGUGAAAAAGGUGCUUCUCAUGUAUAUAAACAGUAUGUGUAUUACUGCCGCUACUAAACUCUAGUGGGUCUCUCUCUCACCCACCUCUGAAAACAUGUAAAAUAAAGGGAUGAAAAUCAACCACCGGUAUUUCUCAAUGCUCACUGUAACGGAUCACCUGGCACCCCGACUGGGUACCUCCGUUGAAGGAUGCUCCUAGCCCUUCCUGAGGACUCCAAGCACUGCAGCAGACACCACAACCACCUAACCGGAGAAGCAUACUAAUGCUCUCAAGCAUAUGAAUGCUGUAAGCAGCUGAACUUGAAAAGCAUACAAUCAGCUUACACUCCUGGCAAUCAGCAUUUAAUCUAAUUCCCCCAAUAAAGAGACAACACUUCGUUUUGAGGUCAAGCAGCACUGACUGUACUGGCACAUACAGCUUCUUUUAUUCACAAUCCACAAACAUAGCACCGCCCACAGGGUUUUGAAAUACAACCAAUCAAUCCGUACAAUACACACAGACAUUUCCACACAAAAUCCUCCCCUCUGCCUGAACACAAUGGGUAAUAUAAUUAUCACAGGCAGAGAAAUACAGUAUUAUAAAACAUAUCACCGGGACCCCAAAACAUGCAAUAACCCCAUAAUCUCCUCUGAACCGGGGGAUCUGGGUGAACCACAUAUCCAAAAUUCACCCAGAUCCGUUCAGUAGUUUGGAAGAUACGGUUUAAUGCAGAUUCCGCAGAACAUAUACAGGCUAUAUGAAAAAUAAUUACUGUAUAAUGUGUCCCCUGUUGUAUAGUUUAAAACUACUGCACAAUGUCUUUGUGCACCAAAUACCGGCGAGAUGGCACCGUGUAGAAAAGUCCAAACAGUGUCUGUGAGUUAAAAUGGCCGCCAUCCAUUGUUCUCACCAUGUGCUUCAUCCAUUGUUCUCACCAUGUGCCUCUGAUACAUGAAAUGGUGGCCACCCAUUAACUCCACAGUUUAUCUGGUAGUCUAUCCAGCCAGACCAACAGAUGAAACACAUGGGGAACAGUGCAACAAACAAAGAGAAUCAUAAAAAAUAUGGACAAUAGUCAUAUUUGUGCACAAUCUCCAGUUUUGUCACAGGGCACAAAUAGGGUUUUCAGCAGCCCCCUCCAAGAACAUGUGGCGAGGUCUGUUCCGCCACACUCACCAUAGUGUUAAAAGGUUAUACAUCAGAGAAUUCUCUUUGUCUUUUCCUCAGCAGUAGAGUAUUGAAGAUCUACCUGUUUUACGACGGAUCACACUUACAACCAGCUCUCUAGUGCGGGUAUUCAAGGGGUUCACCACUUUAGAGAGCUGGCCUACAUUCAGGGAUUAGAGGGAUUACCUGCUCUGCUGCGCUUGUCCCAAUUUCCCCGAACAUAGACCUGCACUGGUGCGCAUGCUCCGUAGAGCAUCCUUACUUACCGACCAAUUUGUUUUACGAACGGAACCCAGUCGGUAAGUGAGGAGUGCCGAUACUUAAUAUCCCUUAUAAGGGCUAAGUGUGUGCAUUCUUGCACUUUUUAGCGCUCCACUCUGGAGGCAGGUGGCUGAUUUUUCAUCAUUAGCUUUCUUUAUUUGCACAUCUGCUCUGCAUGCCCAUCAUUACAGAUUCCAAGCACAAAAAUCAAAUUGCUGAAGUGGUCAUGCUGCUUGGAGUGACCCUUUAAAACACAUUGGAAUAAUUAUUAUUAUGAAAAAGUACCAAAACUAGCAACAAAAACAUAUAUAUUUAUACAAGGUUUGUUUUCUGAUCUCCCUGCUGAAAAGGUAUGUACAAAUAUUAACAUGUUUAGAAAGAGUGCAUGAUUGAAGAUAUAUUGACACAUUAAUACGUAAGACCAGAAAAAUCUACAGUAAUAACAUCAGACAUGUGCACUGCAUGGUUAGAGGAGAUACUGUCAUACACAAGACAAAAGGCACUAAAUCCAACAUGUCUUCCUUUUCUCAGGUGAUGCUUUGUCCUAUCACAAUGGCAUGAAGUUUUCUACGUAUGAUAGUGAUCGGGACACCUAUACCCAGAACUGUGCUGCCCUGUCUACUGGAGGCUUCUGGUUCAAAUCUUGCCACCAGGCCAACCUGAAUGGGCCAUAUCUAGGUGGUGUCCAUUUGUCCUACGCCAGUGGUGUCAUCUGGUUUCCUUGGAAGGGUUACUACUACUCUCUGAAGACCACAGAAAUGAAGAUACGUCGAGUGUGA